GGUGCCGCGGGAGAGCUGUUGACGCCAACAUGGCGGUGUCCGGUAGCGGCGCGUUCUUUCGCUUCGAGUUUUGGCCGGGGCGGGGGUCUGGGCUUUAGGCAGGUAGUAUUUAGUUUCACAAUGUUUGGGGACCUGUUUGAAGAGGAUUAUUCCAGUGUGUCAAAUGAUCAUUAUGGAAAAGGGAGGAAAUUAAAGACCAAAGCUUUGGAGCUACCUGCUCCUAGAGGAUUCACCAAUUUAAGUGGAAUCAGAAAUCAGGGUGGAACCUGUUACCUCAAUUCCCUUCUUCAGACUCUUCAUUUCACACCUGAAUUCAGAGAAGCUUUAUUUUCUCUUGGCCCGGAAGAACUUGGUUCGUUAGAGGAUAAGGAUAAACCUGACGCAAAGGUCCGAAUCAUACCUUUGCAGUUACAGCGGUUGUUUGCACAGCUUCUGCUCUUAGACCAGGAAGCUGCGUCCACCGCAGACCUCACUGACAGCUUUGGGUGGACCAGUGAUGAGGAAAUGAGGCAACAUGAUGUACAGGAACUGAAUCGAAUUCUCUUUAGUGCUUUGGAAACUUCUUUAGUUGGGACCUCCGGCCAUGACCUCAUCAAUCGUCUAUAUCACGGAACCAUUGUUAACCAGAUUGUUUGUAAAGAAUGUAAGAAUGUCAGUGAAAAGCAGGAAGACUUCUUAGAUCUCACAGUAGCGGUCAGAAAUGUAUCAGGUUUGGGAGAUGCACUCUGGGACAUGUAUGUGGAAGAGGAAGUUUUUGACUCUGACAACUUGUACCACUGCGGGACUUGUGACAGGCUGGUUAAAGCAGCAAAGUCGGCCAAAUUGCGUAAGCUGCCUCCCUUUCUCACUUUUUCAUUAUUAAGAUUUAAUUUUGAUUUUGUGAAGUGUGAACGAUACAAGGAAACAAGCUGUUAUACGUUCCCUCUCCGGAUCAAUCUCAAGCCAUUUUGUGAACAGAGUGAAUUAGAUGACUUGGAAUAUAUGUAUGACCUCUUCUCAGUUAUUAUACACAAAGGUGGUUGCUACGGAGGACAUUAUCAUGUGUAUAUUAAAGAUGUCGAUCAUUUGGGAAACUGGCAGUUUCAAGAGGACAAAAGUAAUCCAGAUGUGAAUUUGGAAGAUCUUCAAAAUGAAGAAGAGAUUGAUGAUCCAUUGAUGAUUCUAAAAGCAGUCUUAUUACAGGAGGAGAGUAAUCUAAUUCCUGUUGAUCAGCUGGGCCAGAAACUCUUGAAAAAGAUAGGAAUAUCUUGGAAUAAGAAGUACAGAAAACAGUAUGGACCACUGCGAAAGUUUUUACAGCUUCAUUCUCAGAUAUUUCUGCUCAGUUCAGAUGAAAGUACAGUUAGUCUAUUGAAGGACUGUUCUCUCCAGGCUGAGUCUGAUAUACGAGGAAAUGAUCCACAACUUUUGAAGACACUUACUUCAGAGCCCCCAGGAUUAAAUGAUAGACCCUUCUGUCCCCACUGGUUUGAUAUAAACGAUUCCAGAGUCCAGCCAAUCAAGGAAAAGGAUAUUGAACAGCAAUUUCAGGGUAAAGAAAGUGCCUACAUGUUGUUUUAUCGGAAAUCCCAGUUGCAGAGACCCCCUGAAGCUCGAGCUAACCCAAGAUACAGGGUUCCAUGUCAUUUGCUGAAUGAAAUGGACGCAGCCAACAUCGAACUACACGUAAAAAGGGCAGAAUGUGAUUCUACAAACAAUAAUUUUGAAUUGCAUCUCCACCUCGGCCCUCAUUAUCAUUUCUUCAAUGGGGCUCUGCACCCAGUAGUCUCUCAAACAGAAAGCAUGUGGGAUUUGACCUUUGAUAAAAGAAAAACUUUAGGAGAUCUCCGACAAUCAAUAUUUCAGCUGUUAGAAUUUUGGGAAGGAGAUAUGGUUCUUAGUGUUGCAAAGUUUGUACCAGCAGGACUUCAUGUUUACCAGACACUUGAUGGAGAUCACCUGACACUGUGUGAAAUUGAAAUUGCUGAUGGGGAAGACAUCUUUGUAUGGAAUGGGGUGGAGGUUGGCGGAAUCCAGAUUCCAGCUGGUAGUGACUGUGAACCUCUGCUUUUAAACGUUCUUCAUCCGGCAACAAGCAAUGAAGAAGAGGAGUGUCAGCAGUUGAUAGACUCUCCACAUGUCUUUCCAUCUAAUGCAGAAAUAGGUAGUGUAUUCACAGCCUUUGCAAUCCCAGACGGAGUCAUCUUAGUCAACAAUACUGAGUCUGUAGGUGAAGAGAGCUGGACCACCAUUCCCAAGGAAGACUUGAAGAAGACAUUCAGAGAACAAGGUCUCAGAAACGGAAGCUCGAUUUUAAUUCAGGAUUCUAAUGACGGUAACAGUUUGUUGACCAAACAAGGGAAAUGGAUCACCAGUGUGAAUGAGAUUGACUGGCUCCAAGUUAAAAAUUUAUGCCAAUUAGACUCUGAAGAAGAGCAAGUUAAAAUAUCAGCAACUCUUAACACAGUGGUGUUUGAUAUUCGAAUUAAAGCCAUAAAGGAAUUAAAAUUAAUGAAGGAACUAGCCGAGGACAGCUGUUUGAGGCCUAUUGAUAGAAACGGGAAGCUUCUUUGUCCAGUGCCAGACAAUUAUACUCUGAAGGAAGCAGAAUUGAAGAUGGGGAGUUCAUUGGGACUGUGUCCUGGAAAAGCACCAACUUCCUCUCAGCUGUUCCUGUUUUUCGCUGUGGGAAGCGAUGUUCAGCCUGGGACAGAGAUGGAGAUCAUAGUAGAAGAAACAAUAUCUGUGAGAGAUUGUUUAAAGGUAAUGCUGGAGAAAUCUGGCCUAUCAGGAGACGCAUGGCAUUUACGAAAAAUGGAUUGGUGCUAUGAAGCUGGGGAGGCCUUAUGUGAAGAAGAUGCAGCACUGAAAGAGCUUAUGCUCUGUUCCGGAGACACUUUGCUUUUAAUUGAAGGAAAACUUCCUCCUCUGGGUUUCCUGAAGGUGCCCAUCUGGUGGUACCAGCCACGGGGUCCCUUGCAUUGCUGGAAGAGUCAUCAGGACCAGACAGACUGUACCUUUUCUCAGGGCGGCGUCUGGAGAGCUGAUUCCAUCCAAGAUGCUCCCAGUGACGCGCAUGCAGAAGUUUCCCUCCGCUACUUGGGAGACGUUGCAAUCUCAGAAGACGCUGCCGUGGGGGAGCUGAAGUCUCAGGCCAUGACCUUGCCCUCCUUCUCGGAGUUUUCCAUCCCAUCGCCCGCCUUCCUUAGAGCCUGGACGGUGGAAAGUAAGCGCCCCGGCAGGCUCUUACGAGCCCAUUAUCAGCAGCUCAGGGAGUAUAAAUUGGGACAGAGAACUGAGAUCUGCUUAGAGCCCCUUCAGAAAGAAGAAAACUUGGGCCCCCAGCAUGUGCUGCUGAGGACACAGAUGCGCCUCCCUGGCAAGAGGGCAUAUGCCUUGCCCGUGGACUUGGUGUGGGACACUGCCCGAGGCUGGACGGCUGGCUCCCUGAGGCACCAAGUGGCCGAUUUCUAUUCUCUUCCUGUGGAGAAAAUUGAAAUUGCCAAAUACCUUCCUGAAAAGUUUGAGUGGCUUCCAGUACCUAGCUGGAACCAGCAAAUUACCAAGAGGAAAAAGAAGAAAAAGCAAGAUAAUUUGCAGGGGGCACCUUAUCACUUGAAAGAUGGAGAUACUAUUGGCAUUAAGAAUCUCCUGGUUGAAGAUGAUGAUGAUUUCAGUACAGUCAGAGAUGACAUUGGAAGAGAAAAACAGAAAGAGUUCGCUCUGGGGAAAAAGAAAAGCCAGGAAGCCCUUCGUGUGCAGAGCGGCGACGUCCCCUCUGGUGCAGAGACGCCCGCCCGCCCCCGUGGACCAGAAGCUUCUCUCUCCAUCCACGUUGGGAGCUUCAGAUAGCACAGGGCCUCCACGCUCCUGCUGCAGGUCCUGGCCCGUUUCCUGCUUUCUGCCCGGUGCGGACACGGACUCAAGGCCCUGCUUUGUCACGAGCAAAGGGGGCGCUCCACCGCAGGCCAGGCGAGUGCGCUUGUCACCCGGCUCCGUGGCGCGUCCCCCCGGGCUGGCACGGACCUGGCCGCGCCACAGAUGCCAACCGGCCGACACCCUCGCGCCACCCUCGAGCCCCGCCACCAUCUUUAUACAGAAAUCGACUAGUUCUGCAUUAACUGCAGGCAUGGGUGACGUGGCACGUGGCGCAUCCCUGCACACCUGACCUCUGAAGUACACCCGCCCCACUCUCUCUCUCACGCUGUUCAGGUGACUCCUUUGGUAUCUGUAGCCGCCCAGGCUCUGACAGCUCGGCUCACAGCGAUGGGCUGGCCAGGCUCACGCCGUGACAUAAACAGGAGUCUGCUUUCUGGUCCCCAAACGGCACGUUUCCCCUUUGGUCUGAGUUAGAACUGGUUCUGAAGCGUUACCUCCCUUUCCGGGAUGAGGAGACCGACGGGGCAUCCUCUGAGGUCGGGUGCCGCUGGAGAGGGGGCAGCAUGAGGUGGGGUCCGGCCCGUGCUGUCUGUGGUCAGAACAUUCCCGCCGGGGCCUCUUCCUUCUGGGAGCCUGAUGGGGAGGCAGGGUCCUGGCAGCCAAGCCUGGAAAGGGCUGAGGGGAUAGUCCGGAGGAGCCUUGAUUAAAAUGGGAAAAAAAGAAAUUGUGAACCGAGUCUUCUUAAUGCGGCAUAGCUGGCUAUCACAUUUAAAAGAUGUGAGUGGUAUUUACGACAGAUACGUUGCGUCUGUGUUACUGAGCUGAGUGACUUAGGACACCGGGGUGAUUCACUUUCUCAAGCUAACUCAGUCGGAAGCAGGAAUUCCUGAGAAGAUAAAAUAAAUUCUUUACUUUCUUAUACCUCAGUGAUGCUUCAUAGCGACUCUCUUGCUAAGUACGGUUAUCUUCUUGAUUUCACAGUUUUUCAUCAGCCUUUUUACCACUGAUGCUAUUAAAAUAGCUCUUAAAUGUAAGGGAUGGAAAGGAAAUGGCAAAUGGGGACCAGGUCGCGGCCCGCACCACCGGCUUAAGGAAUCGAGUGAACGUUGCUCCAGCCAUGCUGCUCUCCCACAAAGCCUGACCGCGAGUGGAACGAACGGCCCUGCUCUUCCUUCCUCUGUCCUCCCUCCUUCCACACAGUGUCAACACCACCACUAGAAACUCUGGUCUCUGUGUGUGCGUCUGAAAUUGGUGGCUCGCGAAUUAUGUGCUAAUUUGUAUUGAAGCAGUCGUGUUUUAAGUUGGACUUCGGCGAGUGCUUCCGGCCUCUCAAACACUAACCCUGUCUCAGGAGACGCGCACGUGGGGUCCAGACUCUCCAGACGCACCUGGCGGGCAGUGACGAGGCCGAAGUGUAAGCUCCCUGACUGACCGCCGCUCUGUGUAGAGGCUGUUCUGUCCCUUUUCCCGUAGCUGACAGGGCUCCUUGGUGCGCCCCUUCAUUCCACUGUAAUAAGACAUUACUGCACUAACUGAAAAGCCUGGCUUCUGAGAAGCCAGCGGCCUCGCUGGGCGUCACCUACCACGACAGGCAGGGUCGAGGCGCGGCACGGUGUCCGCGGUGAGCGGCCGGGGCCUCGGGUGGUCUCUGCUUGUCGGCUUGCUCCCCUCCUUCCUUCCAGUUCGGGGAUGGAGUGGGGCUCAAGGGAGAGAGCUGUAAGAGUUUGUUAAAGAAAAAACAAACUGUUCAAUUUGUAA
Molecule: messenger RNA, 5616 nt
Organism: Balaenoptera musculus (blue whale)
Lineage: Eukaryota; Metazoa; Chordata; Mammalia; Artiodactyla; Balaenopteridae
Gene: USP40
Product: ubiquitin specific peptidase 40
Exons: 32
Coding region: 121-3831 (1236 amino acids)
Biological process (GO): protein deubiquitination
Cellular component (GO): cytosol; nucleus
Molecular function (GO): cysteine-type deubiquitinase activity; cysteine-type endopeptidase activity
Source: RefSeq, a predicted model, not a curated record